This is a messenger RNA of Physcomitrium patens, 5017 nucleotides long. RefSeq lists its product as uncharacterized. Gene Ontology annotation, molecular function: GTP binding; GTPase activity; translation initiation factor activity. NCBI's taxonomy places the organism in Eukaryota, Viridiplantae, Streptophyta, Bryopsida, Funariales, Funariaceae. The record is from RefSeq and is a predicted model, not a curated record. Gene Ontology annotation, biological process: translational initiation. Gene Ontology annotation, cellular component: cytoplasm; mitochondrion.
CAUUUUUUAGGGUUUGGAGAUCUGUCUUCCCUGGCUCUAGGUUUGAUCCUCCUCCUUCCUGCUGCUGCUCUCGGCACUGGAGCCUAGUUAGUUAGUUAGUUCUCAAGCUUAGGCCCAAUUGGCCUCCCUGCACCGACUCCCUUCCUUCCUUUCCCUUGCGCGUCACGGAUCUGGCUGCAGUGCCUGGCGCCGGGUUCCCUAUUUCCCGUUCUUUCCUUUUGUGUUUUCCGCAUGUUAUGAUUGUGUGAGGCAGGUGCGCUUUGCGCUCUCUUUUCAGCUUGGUCUGAUUUGCAUACGAGGUCGGCCAUGUCGCGUGCUGGGAAAUCGGGCUCUCGGGCCAUCGACAAGGAGCUGGAGGACGAUUCCCGCGUCAACGGAGCAGCUCAGAACAGAAAGCAGCAGAAGAAGAAGGGGAAGAAGGGUGGUCGAUUCGAUGAGGAUGACGACUUCGAUGCAAUAGAUGGCGCAGCACCUUCUGUGGGAAGUGCUGAAGCUGACGAAGCCAUGGAUCCAUCGGCUGCUAAGAAGAAGAACAAGAAGAAAGGCGGAACAAAGAAAGGGGGAUUUAGUGUGUUGGAUGAGGAAGUGUCUGAUAGUGAAGCUGCUUCGGUGAACCCAGCGGAAGUAGAAAAAGAUGAAGCGGGUGAAGAGGAUUCUGUAAUGUUUGCGGGCAGGAAGAAAGGGAAGAAGGGGAAGAAAGACAAGAAAGCCUCUAUGGAUGAUGAUUAUCCCAUUCUCGAUCCCGAAGCCGAAGCUGUAGUUGAAGAAGCCAUGGAUAUUCCUGCCGCCAAGACGAAGAACAAGAAGAAGGGGGGAGCAAUGAAAGGGGGGUUUAGUUUAUUAGACGAGGACAUGUCCGACGACGAAGUUGCUUCAGCGAGCCCAGUCGUUCCUGCUGUGGACGAAGCCGAGGAAGAGGAGACUAUCACGUUUGCUGGCAAGAAGAAAGGGAAGAAAGGGAAGAAGGACAAGAAGGCCUCUAUGGAUGAUGAUUAUCCCAUUCUCGAUCUGGAAGCAGAAGCCAAAGCUGAAGAAGUUGAAGAAGCUGCCGAUCUGUCGUCUGCUAAGAGGAAUAAGAAGAAGGGAGGAGCGAAGAAAGGGGGGUUUAGUAUGUUGGAUGAAGAUGCUUCCGAUGGUGAAGUGGCUUCAGUGAGCCCAGUCGUUCCUGAUGUGGACGAAGCCGAGGAAGAGGAGACUAUCACGUUUGCUGGCAAGAAGAAAGGGAAGAAAGGGAAGAAGGACAAGAAGGCCUCCAUGGAUGAUGAUUAUCCUGUUCUAGAUCCUGGAGCGGAAGAUGAAGUGGAAGUCCAAGCCGCUAUUGAUUCGUCUGCUGCUAAGAAGAGCAGCAAGAAGGGAGGAGCAAAGAAAGCGGCUUUUAAUAUGCUGGACGACAUGUCCGAUGGUGAAAAUGCCUCGGGCAGCCCGGUCGUAUCCGCUGUUGAUGAAGCAGAGAAGGACGAAGGCGGGGAAGAGGAGACCCUCAUGUUUGCUGGCAAGAAGAAAGGGAAGAAAGGGAAGAAGGACAAGAAGGCCUCGAAAGAUGACGAGGACAUCGAUGGUCUAAUUGAAGAGCUGGGAGGACACACGAUAACCGAAGCUGCAGCACCAGUACCAGCACCAGCCACGGUUCCUGCAGAACCCAAGGGCAAACAGAAGAAGAAGGGGAAAAAGAGCGGACGAACCGUUCAAGAAGAAGAAGAUCUUGAUGCUAUUCUUGCGGAAUUGGAAGGCCCAAGCAAACCUGCACCCCCUGCUGUGUCUGUCCCGGAGGCUGCUGCGCCUGCUCCUCCUGAAUCAUCUGCGCCACUUGCAGAGGACGAACCGACAGCUGCUGGAGGUGCUCCUCCUGAAGCGGAAGAGGUGGUAGAAUCGGCAGCUGCGAAAAAGAAGAAGAAAAAGAAAGAGAAGGAAAAGGCUGCAAAGGGUGGAGCAGUUGAUAAACCUGCAGAGGAAGUAGCAGUUGAGGAGAAGAAAGCUACAGCAAAAGCAGAUGAAGCUAAGAGCAAGGCUGCUGACAAGAAGGUACCAAAACAUGUGCGAGAGAUGCAAGAGCGGCUGGCCCGGAUGAAAGAGGCUGAAGAGAAGAGGCUUCAAGAGGAAGAAGAAAAGCGUCGGAAGGAGGAGGAAGAGCAGCGGAGGCUGGAGGAGUUGGAGAGGCAGAAGGAAGAAGCGAAGCGAAGGCGUAAAGAGCGCGAGAAAGAAAAGCUGCUCCAGAAGAAGAAAGACGGCAAAUUGUUGACUGGGAAGAAAAAGGAGGAGGCUCGACGAUUGGCUAUCAUGCGUGAGCAGUUUGGGAUUGUAGCAGAUCAGGACAGCCCCACAGGGGAAGAGGCACCUGCUCCUAGGAAACCCAAGUAUGAAACAAAGAAAAAGCGCAAGCCAGCUGGUCAAACCAGUGCUGUUCCGGCAGAGGGUGAGAUGGCAGAGCCAGCAGUGCAGGAACCAGAACCGGAGGUGGAGCCGGAGCCGGAGCCGGAGCCAGAGCCUGAGCCUGAGCCGGAGCCAGUUCCGGAACCUGAACCAGCAGCUCCAAUGGAGGUGGAAGAGGACGAAGAAGAGGAAUGGGAUGCCAAGAGCUGGACUGAGGAGGUUAAUCUUCCUGCAAUAAAGAGUGCAUUUGCUGAAGAAGAAGCUGACGACGGGCCAGUAAAAGCUGGACAGGUUACAGUCCCUCCUCCAAGUGCCCCUGCAGCUGCUACCAAGCCCUCUUCUCCAAAGAAGAAACCUGCACCUCCUUCGAAGUCACAGGCGAAGGUUGUUGAUAGUGAGGAGGACGAGGAGGAGGAUGAUGACGAUGAAGACAGUGAGGACGAUGUGGACGUGAAGAAACGCCAGCAGGCGAAGGUGAGAAGAGAGGCGCGAAGGGUAGAAGCUCUGAAGAAGAGAAGCGCAGAGGAUCUAAGGUCACCAAUAUGCUGUAUCUUGGGCCACGUUGAUACAGGCAAGACGAAGCUGCUGGAUUGUAUUCGACGAACAAACGUGCAAGAGGGAGAAGCUGGUGGUAUUACACAACAGAUAGGAGCUACAUAUUUCCCGAUGGAGAACAUUAGGGAGAGAACAAAAGAGCUCAAAUCGGAUGCUAAACUGAGGGUUCCUGGUCUUCUUGUUAUAGAUACACCAGGCCACGAGUCUUUUACCAAUCUAAGGGCCCGGGGUUCCAGUCUCUGUGAUAUAGCCAUUCUGGUCAUUGAUAUCAUGCACGGGUUGGAGCCACAAACCAUUGAGUCGCUCAAUCUUCUCAAAUCACGACAUACCCCUUUCGUGGUCGCCUUGAACAAGGUGGACAGAUUAUAUGGGUGGAAGAGUUGCCCCAAUGCACCUAUUAGGAAUGCGUUGAAGUUGCAAUCCAAGGAUGUGAUUGGAGAAUUCGAACAACGUGUGGCAUUUGUCAUCACGCAACUGAAGGAGCAGGGAUUGAAUUCUGAGCUGUACUACAAGAAUAAAGAACUCCGGAAAUUCAUCAGCAUCAUCCCUACCUCUGCAAUAAGUGGGGAGGGUGUCCCAGAUAUUUUGAUGCUGUUAGUCCAGCUGACGCAGAAGUUGAUGGAGGAGAAGUUGAUGUACAUCAGCGAAGUACAGGCAACAGUUUUGGAGGUGAAGGUGGUUGAGGGAUUGGGGACAACUAUCGAUGUGGUGUUGGUGAAUGGUGUACUGCAUGAAGGCGAUCAAAUAGUUGUCUGCGGCAUGCAGGGCCCUAUUGUAACAAAUAUCCGAGCGCUGUUGACUCCACAUCCCAUGAAAGAGCUUCGUGUGAAGGGAACAUACCAACAUCACAAAGAGUUGAAGGCAGCCCAGGGUAUCAAGAUUACAGCACAGGGGUUGGAGCAUGCGAUUGCUGGUACCCAACUGUAUGUUGUGGGUCCUGAGGAUGAUGUUGAGGAUAUGAAGGAUGAAGCAAUGCAAGAUAUGAGGAAUGUGAUGAGCAGGAUUGACAAAAGUGGUGAGGGUGUAUGCGUGCAAGCCUCUACACUUGGAUCAUUGGAGGCCCUACUGGAGUUCUUGAAGAGCCCGGCUGUCAAGAUUCCCGUCAGUGGCAUCAGUAUUGGUCCGGUGCACAAAAAAGAUGUUAUGCGUGCUAGCGUCAUGUUGGAAAGAAAGCGCAAGGAAUUUGCGACAAUUUUGGCUUUUGAUGUGAAGGUAACUGCGGAGGCCAAAGAGUUGGCAGAAGAGGUGGGCGUCCGGAUUUUUACGGCUGAUAUUAUAUACCAUCUUUUUGACCAGUUCACAGCAUACAUGAAUUCUGUGAAGGAAGAGAAGCGAAAGGAAGCGUCGGAGGAAGCUGUGUUUCCUUGUGUGAUGAAAAUCUUGCCUCAGUGCGUCUUCAAUAAGAAAGAUCCAAUUGUGGUUGGAGUUGAUAUACUGGAGGGUGUUGCCAAGGUCGGAACUCCCCUUUGUAUUCCUUCAAGGGAUGGCAUUGACAUUGGCAAGAUUGCCUCCAUGGAAAUCAAUCACAAGGUUGUGGAUACUGCGAAGAAGGGCCAGACGGUUGCAAUGAAGAUUGUUGGCACCAAUGCCGAGGAGAAUGCAAGGAUGUUUGGUCGUCAUUUCGACUUGGAAGACGAGCUUGUUAGUCGCAUAACCCGGCGAUCAAUUGAUCUUCUCAAGGAGAAUUAUCGGGAUGAUCUUACUACGGAGGAGUGGAGACUGGUGGUGAAAUUGAAAAAAUUGUUCGAGAUCCCGUAGAAGCACUUAAAUCCGUGAAGUUAGUGGGUUGUAUGGAGAAGUCGAGUUCCAUGUUCUAGAGGUAGGAAAUGAGAGUCGCCCUCUAAGAAUUACUUUUGUGGUUCAAGAGCGCAGCAUCCGCACCGCAAGGUGCUUUCCUCUAGUAUGUACAAUGCAGAGGUAUUGCACUCACAAAGUCCCUGUGAAGGAACUUUGUGGCAUAGAUAGGAAUUUGAGGUCGAGAAAUGAGGAUUAUAGGCUUUUUGUGAGCUGUGUUUGCGGAAUAAUCUUGCCGCCAAGAUACUUGAUAAAUAUCAAAAGCUGUUCUGAAGAGGAUCUGCUCAUCUUGAAUGAA